Molecule: messenger RNA, 7753 nt
Organism: Rhineura floridana
Lineage: Eukaryota; Metazoa; Chordata; Lepidosauria; Squamata; Rhineuridae
Gene: ZNF384
Product: zinc finger protein 384
Exons: 9
Coding region: 2506-4173 (555 amino acids)
Biological process (GO): regulation of transcription by RNA polymerase II
Cellular component (GO): nucleus
Molecular function (GO): DNA-binding transcription activator activity, RNA polymerase II-specific; RNA polymerase II cis-regulatory region sequence-specific DNA binding
Source: RefSeq, a predicted model, not a curated record
CCAUGUUCAGAGGCAGCAUCCUUCUGAAUAACAGAUGCUGUGUAUAAAAAGGAGGGUUUAUGCCCUGCUGGUGGGUUUCUCUGAAACAAUUAGCUGGAUUAUGUGGACCUGUGGUCUAGUCUGAUAGAGCUUUCCUCACAGUCAUAAACGGGUUGCAGAGCCAGUUCCGUCACCUAACUAUUUCCCAGAGUCAAUACCCCUGUGUCACCCCUCCCCCAAUUAUCCUCGGUUUCUGCACACAGUUUUAAGUGUGGUAGAGGUCUAUUGUAAGCUACACUUGGAAUUCUGGUAAAGCGUCUUCUUUCUUUUUUACACUCCUGUUUGAAAACUUAGGCUCUUGAACUGGUUUUGUCUUCUAGAGUGGGAUUGGAGUGGGUGGUAUCUGGAAGGGGGAGACAAAGCACAGAUUUCUGGCAAGGAGAGGUCUUGUAGUAGGUAGUUCUCACCCACUGAAUAAGUUAAGGCUUUAUUCUCUUAUUUUUUUAAUGUUUUGGCAGAGUCUAAUAGGGUUCCAAUGACUUCGUGAUUAUCAGUGUUUAAAUGUUAGUAUUGCAGUGUAAGAUUGCUAACUCCCCCACAAUUUGAGUUGUUUGCACGGUGGUUUGGUGUGUUUCCAUUUGCAACUUUAUAACUUUUAUGCUGGAGUCUUACCAUAAAAACCAACUCACCUUACCCUCUAGAUUUUUCAUGUAAUCUUGUAGCUACCUCCCAUCCACAAAAAUAUAGCUGAGUAUAUUUAAUUUAUUGCUGCAUAAUAGGCUGUCGCUUCCUAAUGGCUUAUUUCAUUGUCUGUGGUACUUCAUGCUCCAGCCUGGAGCACACAUAAGUUUUGGUUGAUUUAACCGGUCAGUGAAAUCAAGAGUAAUUGUUUUUUAAUUGCUCUAUGACAUGGCUUCUCUAGUUAUGCUUAGUAGUAUUCUUGGAUAGAAACCAAAUCCCUUGUGAACUCCACAGUUAUGAGGUUAGCAAAGUUUGGAUAAGUGGCAGUAUGUCAGUAGUUUAUAUUUUCAUAUUUUGCAUAUUUGGUGUUGGCUGUAACUUGAAACCCUCAUCCAUAUUGCCAAAGAGUUAUUCAGAUCUGUACCCACUUGAAAUCCAGAUCUUGAAAUGGGAGAUGGCCAUGUGUAGUAGCAUUCUAUCUGCAAAUUGUUAAAUUCGUUUUGAUGAUAAACACGUAUUUGAAUUUGUAAGUUGUUUGUUUGGUUGAGAACUACACAGGUAACUCUUGAUGGUUGACUGCAGUUGAGAAGAAAGUUAGUUUGGUUUGACAACAGAAACGAUUACUUUUUAGUAGAACAUUAGGUGAUCCUAAGCUUUUAUAAUCACAUCCUGAGCAAAUUUACUUGAGCCUAAUGAGGCUUACUACCAAGAAAGUAUGCAUAGGAUUGUAAUCAUUGGUCAUUAGAAGUCAUUGGGAGGCUGGUAUUGCAUUACUGAAUAUGUAUGCAUUAUCAUAUUAAAGAAACUUUUCUUUAUGGAAGUUGUGAUAAGUGGUGUCAUAGUUCAUAUUUUCUCUCUGUUUACUUUGGAACAUCCUGUGAAUUGUCUUUCUUUCGCUAUAGCUCCCAUUUAAAUUCAGGAUCAACUAAUGGUACUUCUUGACAAAGCUCUGUUGCAGACAUAUGAUCGAGAAUUAUUCUGGAUGGAUUUUUUUUUAAUAAAGGAAAGUAAUAUUUUCCUGGUAUGUCUGUGUCAUAUAAUGUAAAGGCUGUAUGAUGAGGUGGAACAUCCAGACCAUGCAUCUUGUUUUCCUACCAUAAGAUCAAAGUUAUAUUGUAUUCACAUUCACCAUUGCAUGUUCUGUGUGGGGGUUUCUCUUAAUAUUUUGGCUCUUCUAGUGAGAGUGUUUUUUUUCAGAGUUCUACAGAUCUUUGAAAUCUCUGUUUUUAGGCUCUUUCAAAGGUCUGCAGAUUGAAGGGAAAUUUUUUUUAGGGAGUUGUGUAUUAGCUGCGUGGGAGUGACUGCAAAUAGGGAGUCUGGACCCAGGAUUCUUGCAGUCUUGGCACAUCUGGAGUUUUUUAUGUCCUGUUGAUCAUAGAAAGCGAUCCCCAUACUUUUUUUCCCCAUGGACCACUUGAAAACUGCUGAGGGUCUUGGAGGACUGUGACAUCCUUCUCUGGUUCUCCCUGUCAGGUUCCCACCUGCUUGUGGCUACUGCCUUUCACUAGGCACCACCAGGGAUACCACUAGUCCGGACCGUCCUUUAUAUGGUUUCUCACUCCGCUCUAGCACAGAUCUCACUAGAUCCCCCUGCUAGGCAGCACCACCAGUCACAUCCUAUAACCAAUACUCCCAGAGACUUUGCCUGAGUCUCUCUCUAGCUGGUUACUUUUGUGACUGCGUGCUUAUGCUGUUCCCAACCCCCUUGUAUCUUUAUAGAUAACGCAUACAACUCUGGGUUGCUCUGGAUACUUGAAUUGUUAUUAUUCCUCCCUUCACCUCUGCCACCAUUAGAUACUGAUUCUGUUCAGCCUUGGUAAUUACCUUGCCCUCCCUUCUGCUAGAAUGGAAGAAUCUCAUUUCAACUCCUCUCCGUAUUUUUGGCCAGCAGUGCCCACAGUCUCAGGACAGAUUGACAACAGUAUGUUCCUUAACAAGAUGAAGGAGCAACUGUUGCCCUCAGAGAAGGGCUGUGGUCUGGCUCCCCCCCACUAUCCUACAUUGCUGACUGUACCCACCUCUGUGGCCCUUCCCACGAACAUUUCUAUGGAUUCUGACACCAAGCCGGAACAGCUUACUCCACACAGCCAGGCUUCUGUGACUCAGAACAUCACUGUGGUGCCUGUGCAGUCUGCUGGCCUCAUGACAACAGGUCCUGGUUUGGUGAUUACUUCUCCCUCUGGGUCUCUGGUGACCACAGCCUCUUCCGUGCAAACCUUUCCCAUCUCGGCACCGAUGAUUGUCUCGGCACUUCCCCCUGGUUCCCAGGCAACUCUCCAAGUAGUUCCUGACCUUUCCAAGAAGGGGGCUACGGUUCUUUCAGAGGGCGGGGCAGCCAGUGGUGCUGGAGGUAUAACCCCAAAAGCUCCUCGAGGUAGAAAAAAGAAGCGGCUACAGGAAUCUGGCCUGCCAGAGAUGAGUGACCCUUUUGUGUUAUCAAAUGAGGAUGAUGAAGACCAGCACAAAGAUGGCAAGACAUACAGGUGCCGGAUGUGUUCCCUGACAUUCUACUCCAAGUCAGAGAUGCAGAUCCACUCCAAAUCCCACACCGAGGCAAAGCCGCAUAAGUGCCCUCACUGCUCUAAGAGCUUCGCCAACAGCUCCUACCUUGCCCAGCACAUACGCAUCCAUUCAGGGGCUAAACCCUACACCUGCAGCUACUGCCAGAAAGCCUUCCGCCAGCUCUCCCACCUACAGCAGCACACACGGAUCCACUCCAAGCUCCACACGGCGAUUGUCAAGCCGCACAAGUGCCCUCACUGCUCCAAGAGCUUCGCCAACACGUCCUACCUGGCCCAGCACCUCCGCAUCCAUUCGGGGGUCAAACCCUACACGUGCCGCUACUGCCAGAAGGCGUUCCGCCAGCUCUCCCACCUACAGCAGCACACACGGAUUCAUACUGGAGACCGGCCCUACAAAUGUGCUCACCCUGGGUGUGAAAAGGCUUUCACACAGCUCUCCAACCUGCAGUCUCACAGACGGCAGCACAACAAAGACAAACCAUUCAAGUGCCACAAUUGCCACCGUGCAUACACAGAUGCCACCUCGUUGGAGGUUCAUCUGGCCACCCACACGGUGAAGCAUGCCAAGAUCUACAACUGCUCCAUGUGCAAUCGGGCUUACACCUCAGAGACGUACCUGAUGAAGCAUAUGCGGAAACACAAUAUUCCUGAUGCCCAGCAACAGGUGGCUGUGGUCCAGGCUCAAGUCCAGGCUCAAGUCCAGGCUCAAGUCCAGGCUCAAGUCCAGGCUCAAGUCCAGGCUCAAGUCCAGGCUCAAGUCCAGGCUCAAGUCCAGGCUCAAGUCCAGGCUCAGGCACAGGCCUCGCAGCAGCAGCACUUCCAAUCACAAGGUGGUGGGGGAGCAGGGGGCCCUUCUGGAGACAACCCUCCCAACCCCCCACCCCAGUGCUCCUUUGACCUUACCCCUUACAAGACUUCGGAACAUCACAAAGACAUCUGUCUCACGGUUAGCACCAGCACCAUCCAAGUGGAGCAUCUUUCCAGCUCCUAGAGACUUUGGCAGAGGGGAAUGGAAAACUUCUUGUGCAUAACCUGUGCCCAAGGGCAUUUCUUGUGCGAUGGCCUCUCCUCAAGCAACAACCUCUGGCCUCUUUUUUUCUACAGCUUCCCUUUGGGGGCAGGGAUGGUAAUGGGGUUUAUGUCCAUUAAGUUGGCUGCCCUUUGGAUCGACCAUUAGUGCCUCAAAAGGCACAACAGCAUGCCCUAGAUGGGUGGAAAGAGCUCCUUUUGGCAAGAGGGGCCCUCCACUUCAGGAAGCAAUCUUUGGUUUAUCAAGGGAAAGUCACCAUUUCUGUCACUUUAUAAGGUGAAAGGAAUACCUUUGAUACCUAGUAAGCUGAUGAGAAAUGAGGUGAAGCUAGUCAAUGGAAGGGGCUUCAGCACUGACUGAUGGCAAGUUAAUGAGGGCACACAGCUGGGAGUCUCCUGAAGAUUUCCCUUGGGUGGCGAGUGGAGAGCAUUUCCUCUUUUUGUCUCCCCUUCUUAUGAAUGGAGAGGAACAAUUACUGCUCCAUUUCUAGGCACCAAAUGUACCCUUCUUGCAAAACCAUAGGGAAGGGGAUUUUGCUGGGGUUGGACCCGUAUCAGCCUAAAAGCAAACAUGAUAGAUGGCUGGUGUUGAGUCUACUUGCCCUUCUUCCAGCCGACUGCAGAGGAAGGUGGGGUGGGAGGGCAGGUUGCAGCUCACACCCGUUUGUGGUUCAACCUCCAUUGCAAUGGUAAGCCUGCUGCAGGCAUAAAUAGAAAGCCUGAACCAAAAAACGUAGCUGGUGAUAAGCGUGCCAAAAUGAACAUGGUCCCCUCCUCCAGAGAGAGCGGCUAAUGAGGUGAUCCUUCUAUCUUCCUCCCCCAAUACCACAGGCUGCAACCCCAAAAGGAGACCUUUUGAGGGGCCAGUGGGAAAGGGAACUGUUGAGCUACUCCUCGCUACGCAUCAUCCAGAUGCUUCCGUCACUCUCUUUAUCACCAAGGCAAACUGGAAUGAGGUGAUGACCCCUGGACAGCAAGCAUCAGAGGCAUCUUCCUGAGGGUGGACAGUGGAGAAGAGGAGAUGGUGGAAACAGCCACCCCUGCACAGAGACCAAUGAGAAGGGGGGAAACCCCAAGAAUAGACUCAAACCCCCAUUGAAUUUAUAUAUAUAUAUAUAUAUAUAAAUAUAUAUAUACAGAUAGAUAGAUAUAUCUAUUCACACCCCAACCCCAUCCAGCCUGCUCUGUCCUUGCUGUAACUGUCUGUGUUUAUAAAACGCAUUAUCCUUGCACACUUUUAUUUUCGAUCCUUGAUUUAUAUCCUCCUUUCUUGCUCUCCAUCUUCAAGUUAUUUUCCCAUUUUCUCUUCUCCCCCACCCCUCUCUCUAAUCUUGUGGUUUCCUAUGCCAUCAUUUCAACGUUCUCGUUAUGACCUGGAUUGCAGAAACAAAAAUGGAGUCAGGAAAAAGCUAAUUUUCUGGGAUUUAAGUGGGAAAAAAAUCCACAGUGGGCAUGCAAAUACCGCAGGGUGCGGGAGCGGGAGUUGUAAAGGACUGUGGCUUUUAAACAUACUGGUGCAUAAAAAUAAAUUGGUUCAGAUGCCUUUCUAUGUGAAUGAAGGUACUGGGAAUUGUUGGCAGUAGCCAUAAACCCAAGGCACGAGUGUGGGGAUUGCAUGUUCCAGCAAUCCAGCUCGGCAGGAAUAUUGCAAGUCACCUUCUAUGCAAACUGCUCUGCUCCCCUUAGUGCAGAAAGCAGCUGUUGUGUGAAGACAAAUUCAUAAGUGACCUGAUAAUUCUGCACAUUUGGGAUGGACCAGGACUGAUGAAUAUCUCCUCUUCACCCACCUCUCCCCACCCACAGCUGGACCAUACACAGCCCCACUGAAUUUAAAAGGCGUGUAGACAUUUCAAGAUUGUGGUUUGGCUGCAGGGACUGUGAUGAAUAAGAGUGUGUGUGCUGUUUCUGUAUCAGACAUGGGUAUGAAUAUUAUAACAAAGUGUCCCUGCACUUUUGUGUGCGUAUGCGCAUGUCUGGCAAAAUCCUGCACUUCUCAUUGGGGUGUGAAUUAUCUGGGCCUAAUGUCCGUGAUCAUUGUUGAAAGCAUUAUAGGAGUUACGGGAAUUGUGUGUCCUCUCUUUCUGUGCGCCUGGCAGAGGUGGAAUGAUUGAGAAUGAGCUGCUUGGGGAAAUGUGUACCAGCUUUCAUAUGCCAGUCAUAAUUUUGAGUAGUAACUAAAGUUGUCAUGUUUAAUAUCUAUUCAGUGCAUUGGCACAAGAGUAUCACCAAUUCCUGCAACUUGUAUAAACUUGGCAAAUAGUGAGAAACAUCAGGUUAGAUUGAUGGCAUGAAGAAUGCAGUGGUUUCCCCAACAGGUCAGUGUGGAGACUAAGGCGGUGUACAGAUGAUAACUACUCAAAUGGGCAUGAAAGUAUGAGAAGAGUCAGUGCCUGUGGUACAGAUAUUCAUAUCUUCCCCCCUUUCUAAGUUAUGGUCUAUGGUCGACAGGUUUUUAAUCAGGAAAAUUUGUUUGACUACAGAGGGGUAGUAUAAAAGUGUCUUGUCACACGGGCAUCAGUGAUGCUUUUGUAUGCUGAUUUCAGGUCUCUGAUACUAUCUGUGUGCUGCUUUAGCACUUGAGGAGUAAAAAUUGUGUGCACGUGCCUUGGAGAUGGAUGCAAAGGAAUGAGGGAGUGUGAGAAUGCAGACUUACAUGCUCUGAUUUAUGGGCUUGUUUCAGCUGUGAGUUUACUGCCUCUUUUACCAUGCAGCUGUCUCAAGCUUUUCUACUCGCUGUUCAAGUUGUGAGGGGGUGGCAAGGGGGUGGGUGCUGAGAUUCUUGUUCUCCAAGCAUAGAAACACAGUGUCCUUAAUCUGCUGUGGGCCAUUGUGUGUUGAACAGGCUUGAGAGCCGCACAUGGACCCAAAUAUUAAAGCCUGAGGGGAAUUGCAAGAAUCACAUCUACCUGUUAGUGCUCGGAGUUAAGAGGACAUGAGUUGGGGUAAGAGCACUGCAGUCUAAACAGGUGUGGACUAUGCAAGCAAUUUGCCUGUGUAGGAAAAACAUUUUCCCUUGCUGGCACUCCUCUUCUGUUCUCCUCUACUGUAUCUUUAGGGCUUUUUGUCAGCAUUCCCACCUCUCAGCUACACCGGAGAAAGGAGUGGUUUGAGGGAAAUAGAGUGUGGGAACUGAGGUGACAACGCAAGUUUGCUUGUGGUGAAUAUAAAAGCACUUCUCCACAGAUAGUGUCAAAGGUAGCCAGUGAAAAGACACCAAGUCAAAUGCCAAAUAUUUAAGGCACUGGGUAGUGUUCAUGCUUUACUGAGUAUUUUUUCCAUUUUCAGUAAAGAAGAAUACCAGUGGAAUUUGAGUCACUGAAUAUUAAGGAGACUUUCCUGUUUUGCUCAUACCUCAUUAAAUUACCACAUCAGUUCAGUGUGAGUAAUUUUCAGCUACUCUUAAAACGUUCAUGUUGCAUUUCCCAGAGGGAGAAGGGUAUUUUAAAUUUCCAACUUUAAUAUUGCAUUAGAACUUUUUGUAUUUAAUUUCAUUACUUUUUUUUUAAUAAACUCCAAAAGCCCUCAACCUUCAUGGAACUGGA